Molecule: messenger RNA, 5604 nt
Organism: Labrus mixtus (cuckoo wrasse)
Lineage: Eukaryota; Metazoa; Chordata; Actinopteri; Labriformes; Labridae
Gene: arhgap4b
Product: Rho GTPase activating protein 4b
Exons: 24
Coding region: 564-3392 (942 amino acids)
Biological process (GO): negative regulation of cell migration; signal transduction
Cellular component (GO): cytoplasm
Molecular function (GO): protein binding
Source: RefSeq, a predicted model, not a curated record
CAGCUCUGGUGAGAGUGAGAGAGCGGGAGAGGGGAGGCUAUCUGGCAUAUUUGGCAGGAGAGGGAAGAAAGAAAGGAAGGAGGGAGGGCUGUUUUUGUGUGUGUGUGAAAUGAGAGAGAGCGAGAGAGGGAGGGGGGUGUACUGAGCUGAGAGAAAUCUGUCAGAUUCAAACACACUGCUCUCUCUGUGUGUGUGAUAGAGAGAACGAGUGAUGAGAGGAGAGGAGGAGAACUGACGAACAGAAAGAGAGACACAGAGGACAACAAAGUGAGGCCAGCUCACCUAUGGAUCAGCAUUCAUAUCAGCAGACCAGGGGAUUCCUUGAACAUAUCGACCCGACUGACAUCCCCGCAGAGAGCAGCCGAUCAACGCUGACACCGAUGCUUCGCACGCAGCUCUAGAGCAUCAAGGCCAAAGGGGGUCAGGGGUGAAGGGUUACGGACUACAGAGCCGGAGCCGGCGCUGAGGUUGAAAGGUUCCAGGAGGGGCAGACUGAGGCUAAAAGAAGAAUCAGGGUUCAGGAAGAAAGAUCUCUGUGACAGACGAGCGCCAAGGGUCCAAAGAUGAUGACAUCACACGUAAAGCUGAGGAAGGAGAAGGGGAGUUUGGCAGAGUACGAAUCACAGAUGAAAGACUUGCGUGCCCAGCUGACGGACCAGAUAAAGAUUUUGGACUCUCAGGUGGAGGUGAAACAGCAGCAGCUCUCAGACCUCUCUGAGUUUCUCCGGCGUCGAGGCGACAUCGAGGCUGAAUAUGCACGUGCCCUCGACAAACUCACAGAGAGAUUCACCCACAAGACCAAGAAGAAGGAGCAGUGGGGUCAGUCUGUGUGUCAGGUCUGGUCUGUCUUGCUGACUCAGACUCGACUGGAGAGCCGGGAACACGCAGCACUGGGCGACACCUGCUGCAACACACUCACACAGCGAUUGGCACACAGCACGGAGGACACACACCGCCUGCACAAACGGAGUAAAGAAGUCGGUAUCCAGAUGCAGGACGAGUUGUUAAAGGUCACCACUGAGCUGCAGAUGGCUAUGAAGACGUAUAACCAGUACCACACAGACUGUCUGAUAGCCGAGGGGAAAUUGAAGGAAGCCGAGCGGUUGGAGGAGAGACACACCGGCAAGUCAGCUGAGCUCGGCCUCGGCCAAUCAGGAGGACAGAGACGGAGUUCUGUCAAGAAGAUGGAGAGAUUAAUGGAGAAAAGGCAUGGCAGGGUGCAGGAGAACCAGCUGAAGUGUACCAAGGCUCGUAAUGACUACCUGCUGAAUCUAGCAGCAGCUAAUGCAGCCAUGAACAAGUACUACCUGCAGGAUGUCAGCACUCUCAUCGACUGCUGUGACCUGGGUUUCCAUCUGUCUUUGGAGAGGAUGAUGAGGUGCUACCUUGCCAGUAGGUGGCGUAUCCAGAAGACCGAGGAGACGGGGCUCAGGCAGCUGGAGGCCGCAGUCACAUCGCUGGAUCAGGGUGGAGACAGAGACGGGUUGCUACAGCAACAUGACUCCGCCUUCUGCCUUCCAUUCAGAUUCAACUACCAUCCACAUGAGGGAGACCAGGUGUGUGAGGUGAGCGCAGAGAGCCAGGUGAGGUACGAGAUGGAGACCAGGUUUCAACAGAUUCAGUCCCGACUCGCUGCUGUUACCUUGGAAACAGAGGAGGUUAGUAAAACGCUGAAAGCCACACUCACCGCCCUGCUGGACACCAUGUGUGACAGCGACAGUAACCCCUCCCCAGACGUUCCCAGCAGCCUAUCACAUGAGCCCCCCGGAGGAAACACCGCCCAAAAACUUACCCUCGCCAAGCGUCGAGCCAAUCAGCAGGACACAGAGAUCUACUAUUUUACAAAAGUAAAAGAGUUCCUCACCAGCAGUUCUCUGACCUUCAAACUUCAAGCCAAACAUGACCUUCUACAAGAUGCCAUACAGAAAGCCGAGGCUGUGGACAGUGACCCUUCCAGAACGCUAUGUGCUCGGUCAGUGCGUGUUCGGAAGUCCAGACCUGUUUCCCAAUUCUGCCACACACUCUUCACCACAGACAUAAUCUCCUACAUACAGAGCUCUGGGCAGCAGAUUCCUGUGGUGGUUGAAAGCUGCAUCCGUUUUAUAAACCUUCACGGCCUCCACCAUGAAGGUAUAUUCAGAGUUCCUGGGUCGCAAAGGGAAGUGAACCUCAUCCGAGAUGCAUUUGAGAGAGGAGACGAUCCUCUGUCUGACAGCGAGUGUGACCUGGACUCCGUGGCUGGCGUGUUGAAGCUUUACUUUAGGGGCCUGGAGCCUCCUCUCUUCCCUUAUGACAGCUACUCUCAGCUGCUGGAGUGUGUCCAAAUUGAGGGGGUGACGGAGAGAGCGGCGCAGAUUAAGGCGAUUGUUUCCACAUUCCCACGGCCUCUCCUCAUCGUGAUGCGUUACCUCUUCGCUUUCCUCAAUCAUGUGUCUCAGUACAGUGAUGAAAACAUGAUGCAGCCCUACAACUUGGCCGUUUGCUUCGGUCCGAGUCUGCUGAGGGGGCUGGAAUCUGAUGACGCUGUUGCUAGGCAGCCACAGGUUAAUGAUCUGGUCAAAACCAUGAUCCUCCAACAUGACGUCAUUUACCCCGGCCAAUCAGAACUGCCGGGCCCAGUCUACGAGAAGCACAUGACUCUGGAGCAAGAGUACUGUGAGCCAAUCACAGAGGAGGGAGACGGAGAGACUGAGCAUCUGCCCAGUGAAGACGAGUGGGAGGCAGUGGCUAUGUUCGACUACGUGGCGAGAUCUCCUGCAGAGCUCUCCUUCAAGCUGGGAGAGCUUCUCAUCCUUCACAGCAAGGCUUCAUGUGAUUGGUGGAGAGGAGAAGUUGGAGGAGUUAAGGGACUCAUCCCUCACAAGUACAUCAGCGUGCUGGAUGGGUCAGAGCGAGGGAAAAGAGACGAAGGAGGAGGAGGAGGAGGCAGCACUGGAAACCUGACAGUAGAAGAUCCACAGAUGGAGAACACAACUCGGAUGCGGGUGAACAGCGACAGCGCUUCGUUGCCUGGGAGACAGAGAGGAAGUGAGGGCAGCCCCAAUCGAAAGCCACCAACUUCUCCUGCCACUCGACACCUGCCAGUGUCCCAGGAGCGAAGACACACUUUGGACACUGUGAGACAGGCCGGCUUCAGACCCCCAGACAGACCUCCUUUUGCUCCAGCAGAAAGAGCAACAGUCGACAAGGAUAUGAUCAGCCGUCAGAUGAACUCUGUGUUCAAGGAGCUUCUGUCUCGCCAGCCUUCUGUGCAGCAGUCAGCCCUCGCCCCCCCAGCAGCUACAGCUCCCUCUCCUGCCUCUUCCGCUUCCUCUCUGCCUCAAGCCGGCCCCAGUGCCAAAAAAGUGGGAUUUGGCCUCAGAGGACGGACCCUUUUCAGGCCGGUGGACUAAGAGAGAGGAGAGGGUGAAUGGAAUAAUUAUUGUUUAAAAAUGAUUAUUAUGCUGAUGCUGAUGAUACAUUUGGUGAAAAUCUUGAAUUAUUUUAUUUUGACAGGUGUAUAAUAUUCGCGUCUCUGCCAUCUCAUAGUGCCACUAGUCUCGGUGCCGUGUUACUGUAUGUCCAGUGUGUCUGUUUUUCAGCUGGUUUUUGGUUUAUGUUGUCGUCUGGUUUUGUUCUCAAAGCUUUUUGCCAUUUUGGGAGAAUCAGGGAUUGACAUCAGCAGAGAAACUACCAGACUGACUUUUUUAAGUGAUUGCCAUAAAAAAAAAUCCUCAAAAAAAGACUGACACUGCCCCUUAGUGGCAGAUCUGAGAUUAGCUCACCCUUACAGUGUUCGGUUUAUCUUCAAGAAAGAACUCAUCUGGGGCCUGAGUGCCUUUACAUCUUUUGCUUUUAACAUUAUUUUACUUGAAAAGUUUUGACAGGUUUGCAUUUUGUUUAAAAAAUAAUUUGAUCUGUUUAUGUAACUACACAAAGUUGUCAAUAUUAAAUUGUGAAAUUAUGACCAAAACUCAUAAAUUGCCUAAAUUAGGUGAAAUACAAUAUCAACCUUUAAUUAGCAAAACAGCUAAAUCCCCACUUGUUUUACAUGUUUGCUACAUUAUUUAUAACUGAAUUUUAUUUUGUUUUAUUUUUAUUUUUUUAUUAGAAAAUUCCCUUUCUCAAAUGUCUGUUUUUUUAUUUCACACAAUUUGUUUACUAUCACUUCUCAUGCCAGCUGUGAGCAAGUUCAACAACUGCUAACAUUAGCCAGUUAGCUCCUGUUAGCUUAUGCAACAAACCCGUCAGUUAUUUUUAAUUAAGUAUACUAAACAUAAACACCAUGCAGCAGCAGUAAAGCUUUUAGUAAUUUUUAAAGCCUUAGCUUGACAAGGCUGCUCAUGCUUCCUACCUAACUUGUUAUAGCUAGCCAGGCUAACAAGCUAACCGAGUUAACUAAAAGAACUCAACUCUCUGAGCUAGUUUUAGCUAUCGGGGUAGCAGUUGCAGUUGUGACGCCAUAAAAAUUAAAAAAGGUGUUCGUUUUUUGCCAAUUCACAGUAGCAGAUAGAUAGUUUAGCCACUUUUAUGUGACAUAAUUGUUGUCUAGCUUGCAGGAGUUAGCAGGCUAAUUAGCAAAGUUGUUGAACUUGUGACCUUAUGCAGGGGGCAUUUGAUUAGCUUAAAGGUGAGAGGGCACAAAAAGAUAACGGAAAGUGACAAAAAAGUGAAACGCUUUCAUAAACAAAAAUCUUAUUUAAUUUAUUAAUUUUAAAUAAAUGAAGAUAAAACAUUUUGAAGUAAAUUCAUUUUUUCCUCCUGUAAUUUCUUGCAUCAUGUCAGAAAUUGUUUCAUUUAGGCAAUUUAUUUAUGUGAAUAUUCAUUUCACAUGUUUUUAAUAAUGAUCAUUUUGGGUCACAGAUGUUUGCUGGGAAAAUGUAAGCAGUGAAGUUAGUACUUUAUAACGGCAUGCAGUAUUCUCACACACACACACACACACACACACACACACACACACACACACACACACACACAUACACACACAUAAAGAUGGAAAACACAUUCCCCUUCAUAUGUGAUACGAGGCCCAAUAUGCAGGCCAAAACUCAGGGCUUUUGCUAGAGUUAGAGAAAGGCUAGCUCAGGUUUGGUUUCGAAGGAAUAAGUAAGAGUUUCUCACUCAGGGCUUUGGUUUACUGACUCUUCAACUGGAAACUGUGCCCUAGCCUCAAGAGCCAAAAUGGCCCCCAUUUCAGAGAGGAAACAGUGACUUCCUCUGCUUUAAACUGUGAAAACGACGUUGACAUUUCGGAGCCACGUUCAAAACUCUUGUCUCUUUCAUCCGCACAUUUUGGCCCCCCUGACUUUCUCUCGCAUUGUGCACGGGUCUCAUUCAAACAUGCGUUUCAGGAUUUUUGCAGUGAGGUGUAAAAUUACUUUGACUCCAAAAGCUUUUGAAAAGUUUACAUUCAUAUCAUCUCCCCUCUGUCGUGUUUCAGUAUUGGCAUCAUGGGAGUUGAAUCCUUUUUUCUUUCUUUUUUUCAUUAAUUCUGCUUUGAUGAUUUAACACCCCGUUAUUCUGGAUCACUGUUUGAUGAUGUCACUAAAUUUACUGUGUCCAACUGUAUAUGUGGUUAACAAAAAUAUGAAUACAAUAAAGAUGAUAAAGUGAUGAAUGAUUAAA